This is a messenger RNA of Aureobasidium melanogenum CBS 110374, 6567 nucleotides long. Its product is annotated as putative polyketide synthase. Lineage: Eukaryota; Fungi; Ascomycota; Dothideomycetes; Dothideales; Saccotheciaceae. Gene Ontology annotation, biological process: secondary metabolite biosynthetic process; fatty acid biosynthetic process. The record is from RefSeq and is a predicted model, not a curated record. Bases 1 to 6567 code for a protein of 2188 amino acids. Gene Ontology annotation, molecular function: 3-oxoacyl-[acyl-carrier-protein] synthase activity; phosphopantetheine binding; fatty acid synthase activity. The transcript has 3 exons.
AUGGCAUCACUCACACCUGUCGCUAUUGUUGGCUAUGCCUGCAGACUCCCUGGCGACGUCUCAUCACCUGAUGAUCUUUGGGAGUUGUGCUCUCGAGGCCGUACUGGCUGGGGACCGACUCCCUCUACCCGCUACGCCAAAGAUGCAUACUACCAUCCUGCUCCCGGCAAGCAUGGAUGUAUCAACACAGAGGGUGGUUACUUCCUUACAGAAGACCCUGCUCUUUUUGAUGCUCCUUUCUUCAAUAUGACCAUUCAAGAGGCUACUGCACUUGAUCCUCAGCAGCGACUUCUUCUUGAAUGUACCUUUGAAGCCUUCGAGGAUUCUGGUAUGACCAAGGAAGGAAUCGCAGGUAAAGAUAUUGGUGUCUUUGUUGGUGGCUCCUUCGCGGACUAUGAAGUCAACAAUACUAGAGACAUCGAUACUGCACCUACAUACCAAGCCACUGGCUGUGCGCCAGCAAUGCAGUCCAACCGACUCUCAUACUACUUUGACCUUCGUGGUCCAAGUAUGACUGUCGAUACGGCAUGCUCGUCUUCUCUAGUGGCGCUGCAUAGCGCUAUGCAAAGUAUUCGCAAUGGUGAAUCCUCAUCAGCAGUUGUUGCUGCUGCCCAUCUCAACCUGACACCAGACUUCUUCGUGACCAUGUCGAACACACAAUUACUCAACGAUGCUGGCAAGACUUUCGCUUUUGACCAUCGGGCAAUUUCAGGAUUUGCACGUGGCGAAGGUGCAGGCUCAAUGAUCCUCAAACCUCUCGAGGCGGCAAUCCGUGAUGGCGAUGUUAUCCGUGCCGUUAUCCAUAACUCUGGUGUCAAUCAAGAUGGCAAGACCAACGGUAUCACAGUACCGAAUGGCCGUGCACAGUCAGAUCUGAUCAAACAGGUCUACCUCAAGGCAGGGCUUGAUCCAGCUGAAUGUGGUUUCAGUGAGUGCCACGGAACUGGUACAAAGGUUGGCGACCCCAUUGAAGUGGCCGGCAUUCAUGAAGCGUUGGGUGCUGGUCGUAGCUCAAGAAACCCACUCUUCAUCGGCUCCGUAAAGAGCAACGUCGGCCACCUCGAAGGUGCCAGUGGUAUAGUCUCGGUCAUUAAAGCCGCGAUGAUGCUGGAGAAGGGCAUGAUCUUGCCUAAUGCAAAUUUUGAAACCACAAACCCAAACAUUCCGCUCGACCAAUACAAUAUGAAGGUUCCGACCUCAACUAGGCCUUGGCCGCGAGGCAAGAAGUACGUCUCGGUCUCUAACUACGGCUUCGGUGGUGCCAAUGCUCAUGUCGUUUUGGGCGCUGCUCCCAAAGGACUCAAGACUACCAUGACCACCAUCCGUUCUCUUGAAGAAUCACCUGAAGAGCCUCUGUGCAAACUGUUUGUGCUCUCCGCCCAUGACUCUCAAGCUCUGCAAAAGAAAAUCACUGAUCUUGGUGUUUUCCUUGAGCAACGUCCGGAAGUCUUCGAGAAGUUGCUUGCAGGCAAUGUAGCUUACACCCUCGGCGAAAGACGCUCUCACUUGCCUUGUAGAAUCGCAAUUGCAGCAGCCUCCUCAGACGAGCUAGGCCAGAGUCUUGCGACUACAAAAGUCCCUACCUUUCGAGCUCGCAACGAACCCACGCUCGGCUUUGUCUUUACCGGUCAAGGAGCUCAGUGGGCUACCAUGGGAGCCGAGCUUGCUCGUGACUACCCAGUCUUCGCUGCUGCACUCAACACUGCAGACGACACAUUGAAAGCCCUCGGAGCCGAGUUCUCCUUGAGAGAAGAGAUGCUGAAACCCGCAGAUACAUCGCUCAUUAAUGCUGCUCACAUAAGUCAGCCCGCGUGUACCGCACUUCAGAUUGCUCUCACUAUGCUUCUGAGCUCAUGGGGUAUCCACCCUGCCGCUGUGGUUGGCCAUUCGUCAGGCGAGAUCGGCUGUGCCUUCGCUGCUGGUAUCGUUGGUCUUGAAGAUGCGAUGAAAAUCGCUUAUUACAGAGGCCAAUGUAUGCUUAGUCUCAAGAAGAAAUCCGUGGAUAAACCACAAGGCACCAUGAUGGCUGUAGGUACCAGUGCCGAGAAUGUUCGCCCUCUGCUCGAUGCUGUGAACAAGGGUUAUGUCACUGUGGCUUGCAUCAACAGCCCUGCCUCAGUGACUCUAUCUGGGGACGUCGAGGCUGUUGAAGAACUUCAGCCAAUCUUGACAGAGAAGAGCAUCUUCAACAGACAGCUGAAGGUCGGUGUCGCUUAUCACUCUGCACAUCUCGAGCCUGUCGCAGAUGAGUACUUGAAUCUGAUCAAGGACAUUCAACCUGCUAGCACAGCUACAGCCACUUUCUACUCGUCCCUUCAUGGACGGGUCGCCGAACCUUCUGAGCUUACUCCAGAAUACUGGGUCCAGAACCUGACAUCUCCCGUCAGGUUUUCUGAUGCUCUCAGUGCCAUGGCGAAAGAAACUGGUACCAAGAGCAUCGAUCAACUGGUCGAGCUUGGACCUCACUCAGCUCUGCAAGGCCCCAUCAGAGAUACUCUGGCUACCAUUGAUGCUGCAAAGGGCAAGAUGCAGUAUGUAUCUGUGCUUGCUAGAGGUCAGAAUGCCAGCGAAUGUGCUCUACGCAUGGCAGGUGCCCUCUACAUGAAGGGCUUACCACUGACAUUCGGCGAGAUCAAUUUCCCUCGUACUAAAAGUGUCAACCAAAAGCUUAUCACUGAUCUCCCGAGAUAUCCGUUUAACCACGAGACCAGAUACUGGCACGAAUCUCGUCUUGCUCAGAAGCACUGCUUUAAAGAGGGCGGCCGCAAUGAUCUUUUGGGUUCGCUCGCCGAUUGGUCCAACGAUCUUGAACCUACUUGGAGAAACAUCGUUAAACUGGAUGAUUUGCCAUUCCUUCGCAGUCAUAAGAUGCAGGACAUGCCCGUUUUUCCCAUGGCAGGAUACAUGGGCAUGGCUUUGGAAGCAGCUGCUAGACGUGCAAACUCUCGUGGCGUUCAAUUCGAUCGCUUUGAGAUCCGUGAAUUUGUCGUCAGUAGCGCAUUGGUCCUCAAUGAGGACACUGAUGUUGAGAUGACUAUCACUCUGAAGCCCUACAGUGAAGGCCUCCGCGGUGCAGCAUCUGAUCUGUGGGACGACUUUAAGAUCUGCUCCUGGGAUGCAAAGCGUGGCUGGCUACAGCACUGCCACGGUCUUGUUGGUGUUCGAAACUCUCCAGCUGCCAACGCUGUUGAUGCACACAAAGCUCAGAGCGCUUCCAAGGCGUUCGAAGCUCUUAAGUCGAGCAUCAUCAGUGCAUCUACCGAUACCGUCGACAGUCAAGCUAUGUACGACACUCUUACUGCCAUCGGAGCUGGGUAUGGGCCUGUGUUCACCGGUCUGGAGCCCUGCCAGGCAAGUGAUACUACCGCUCAUGCUGAGCUCGUUGUCCCUGACACCAGGUCUCUGAUGCCCAAAGGCUACGAGACUGAGCUCAUUGUACACCCCGCUCUUCUUGAUCAGAUCAUUCAGAUCGUCUGGCCGAUAUUCGGCGCGGGGCGUCAGGGACUCGACACCCUCUACAUGCCUACAUUUGUGAAGAACUUCAGUAUUUCUCGCAACCUCUCCUCUGUGCUGAGUAACCGAGUCGAAGUGUUUGGUUCAGGUACCCCCAACAAGGAAGCCCCUGAGCCCACAAAGUUCAAUUUCUUCGUUGUGGACUCGUCCAACGCUAGCGAGCCUCUUGUCCAGUUCGACGGUCUGACGAUGACUCCUCUUCGCGAGUCCAGUGGAAACUCCGGACCUCAAGCACGUGAGCUCUGCUACAAGAUCGACUGGCAAACAGUGUCAGACGAAGACAAUGGCCUGGAAAGGUCUUCGUCCGACGUUUCAGACACUCCAGUGAAAGCCGAUUCGCUUGUCAGCACGCCUUUCACAAGAGAGGAAGCUGUUUGCGUUGUCUACAGUGAAGCAAAUGAGAAGAAUCUGGCAGCUGAACUAGCUGACAACGUGUGGAAGACAUCUGGUGUCCAAGCUGAGCUCCUCACGCUCUCAAAGGUCGAACCUAGUGACAAGCGAGUUGUCUUUGUGUCAACUGGCAAGAACGUUUUGAGCGGCAUUGAUGCAACAGUGUUUGAUUCCUUGCGCCAGAUGCUGCUCUCUGCCCGUAAGGUCCUCUGGGUCUACAAGGAAGGUCCCGAUGCUGCUGAUGUUGACGGAAGCAUGGUUGUCGGCUUUACUCGUGCGAUCCGCUCCGAGACUUCGGCCAACAUUAUCACUCUUGGUCUGCAGCAGGCGACCGACAAGGAUGUGGUUGAGAACGUCUUCACUGUUCUCUCUAAGACUGGUGUCGACUCGACCUCGGCUUUUAAGGACGAUAAAGAAUUCAUUUUCAAGGGUGAUAACCUCUCGGUACCUCGAGUGCUUGAUGACGAGGAGUUGAAUGUCCGACUCCAUCAGGAGUCGCAAGACUCGGUCGUAUAUCAGCAGGCUUUUGCACAAUCUGAUCGUCGUCUGAAGAUGGUGAUUGCUACUCUCGGCUCUCUGGACUCGUUCUACUUUGUUGAUGAUGAGCCCAAACCAUUGGGAGACAAUGAAGUCGAGAUUGAAGUCAAGGCUACUGGCAUGAACUUCAAAGACGUGGUUGUUUCCAUGGGCCAACUUAACCAGCCAUAUAUCGGUGUCGAGUGCGCCGGUAUCAUCGCUGCAGUCGGUAAAGAUGUGACAGAUGUCAAGGUUGGACAAUCUGUCAUGGCUAUGACGGAAGGUGCGUACAGCACCUACGCUCGCUGUUUGUCAACCAGCGUUGCCCCGCUUCCGGAGAAGAUGGACUUCAUCGCUGCUUCGACCAUUCCUGUCGUCUUCUGUACCGCCUACUAUGGUCUGUUCGAUCUCGGCCGUCUCACCGAAGGCGAGAGCGUGCUCAUUCAUGCUGCUGCUGGUGGUGUGGGUCAGGCAGCAAUUAUGUUGGCUCAGACUUGUGGUGCCGAAAUCUUUGCCACGGUUGGAAGCCUUGACAAAAAGCAGCACAUCAUGAAAGAGUACGGCAUUGCCGAAGAUCACAUCUUCUACAGUCGUGAUACUUCCUUCGGACCUGCCAUCCGUCAAGUCACUGGCGGAAAGGGUGUCGAUGUUGUGCUCAACUCGCUUGGAGGCGACUUCCUGCGCGAGAGUUGGGACUGCUUGGCUCCAUUCGGACGCUUCAUUGAGAUCGGCAAGGCUGAUAUCACGAAGAACAGUAGGCUUGAGAUGGCACAGUUCGAGUACAACGUAUGUUUCGCUUCCGUUGAUCUAACCAAGGUGGCUGCAUACCGACCGAAACUCAUGAAGAGACUCUUGAACGAUGUGGAGAAGCUUAUGAGCAACGGCAAUAUCAGACCGGUCAGUCCAAUCACCAGCUACGGUAUCAAUGAUGUUGAAGCUGCCUUCCGCAGUCUCCAAAGCGGUAAGAGCAUGGGCAAGUUGGUCAUUGCUCCUCAACCUGGCGACCUUGUUCAAGCCAUUGCGCCCAAGAAGACUGCAAGCCUGUUCAAAGAAGAUGCCUCGUACUUGAUCGUUGGAGGCACUGGCGGUCUUGGUUGCAGCAUCACCAGAUGGAUGGCAUCUCGUGGUGCAAAGCAUAUCUGCUUGUCAUCUAGACGAGCCAACAUCACGCCAAGACUGGAAGCACUUAUCAACGAUCUUGCCAAAUUGGGAACUAAAGUGUCUGUUCGCGCCUGCGACGUUGCCAAUGCCAGUUCAGUCGAGACUCUCAUUGAAGACCUCGGAAAAGAGGCUCCAAUUCGUGGUGUCAUCCAAGGUGCCAUGGUCCUCAAGGAUGUCCUCUACGAACAGAUGACCCUGGAUGACUUUAGUGCAGUUGUGAACCCCAAGGUUUCCGGCACUCUCAACUUGCACAACAGUCUUGGUACAUCCGAGCUUGACUUCUUCAUCGCUCUUUCCUCAGUCGCUGGUGUUGUUGGUAACCGUGGUCAAGCGGCCUAUGCAGCUGCCAAUGUCUUCUUGGAUACCUUCAUGGCACACCGCAAUGCCCAAGGACUCCCUGGUACAUCUCUCGACCUUACUGCCGUUUCAGAUGUUGGUUACUUGGCCGACAACAGUGAAAGAGCGGCUGAUGUUCUCCGCAAUUUGGGGGGCGAGACCAUCGAAGAAAGUGAAAUUCUUGGUCUUCUCACCGCCGCCAUCACAGGCAAGAUCACUGCAAGCAAUAAUCAUGUCAUCACUGGUCUGAAGAUCAACCCUGGCUCGGAGCCCUUCUGGUGCCACGACGCCAAGUUCAGCAAUCUGCUCGCUGCAGCUGCCUCGCAGAGCUCUACGGAGGGUGGAAAUACUAACGCACCUCUGCCUCAAGCAUUGAAGGGCGCUGCUGAUGGCGAGAAAGCAUUGGAAGUCUUGUACAGUGCUCUCAUUACCAAGCUAGCCGCGGUUCUGAUGCUGUCUGUUGAGGAGAUGGAGCCAUCUGCCGCAGUUGCUUCAUACAGUUUGGAUUCUCUCGCUGCCAUCGAGGUCCGUAACUGGAUCGCAAGAGAAGCGGAUGCGAAUGUUCAAGUUUUGGAGUUGCUCACCAGCCCCAGUCUGAUGGAGCUGGCCAAGUUGAUACUGAAGAAGAGCAAAUUGGUUUCGUUUGAGUAA